AUGAUUUCAUUUGGGCUUAAGAAGCAAGCAGUCACAAAAUUAAGCUCGACGACAUCAGAAGAGUCUUCAAAGGUUCGAUCACUUUUUGAUCAAUCAAGCGGUCCUGUUGAUGAAAGUAUUCAAUCCCGGUCGCUCAUUACAUCAUUGGAUUCAUCAGGAUUCGAAGGAAAGAUAACGCAAAGUCAGAAGCAGAUCAAACCAAUUGUUUGUAGAACUUUAUUGCCAGAGCAGAAGAAAAAUGGUCAACUACAUGAAAUUGUAGAAAUCGUUCCUCAUCGAGAGAAGAGACGUCGUGCAGAAAAUGCAGGAAAAGAAACAGACAACCAUCAGUCAAUCAAAGAUUUAAUGAAUUCUGAAAGUUUUGGGCUUUUGGGAGGAAAAAAUGAUGCGGAAGAAGAGAACGAGGAAGAUCUCGGACCUCCAAGCAAAAUUCGCGCAACAGAGAGGGACAUGAAACCAUUAAUAGAAGCACAUCGUGGUGUUGUGAGUAGUUUGGGACAGGGGAAAAACUCAAGGAUAGAUUCUGAAACAGACUAUGAUGAGGUCCCUGUGGAACACUUCGGAUUAGCGAUGUUGAUGGGAAUGGGGUAUGUCCCAACGAAAGACAAGAACGAACCAUUAGAAGUGAAGAGAAGGGUGUAUACGAAGGCAGGGCUGGGGGCAGACAAAGCGUUCGAAGAGGAUCGCAAGAAAGCCGUCACGAGUGGAAGAUAG
This is a messenger RNA of Condylostylus longicornis, 714 nucleotides long. RefSeq lists its product as uncharacterized. The transcript has a single exon. The record is from RefSeq and is a predicted model, not a curated record. The coding region runs from base 1 to 714 and encodes 237 amino acids. Gene Ontology annotation, biological process: mRNA splicing, via spliceosome. Gene Ontology annotation, cellular component: spliceosomal complex. Lineage: Eukaryota; Metazoa; Arthropoda; Insecta; Diptera; Dolichopodidae.